AUGACCUCGGAGGACCAAGCGUUUUAUGAGGACAACUGCCAAGGCCAGUAUAUUGCAAGAUGUUCGAACACCGUUUCACGAGAUUGGUUGAAACGGAAGGAGAGAGAUGCUGAGAGAAAAAUUUCGGACGAUGCUAAACGGCAACAUAUGGCAGAAGAAAGAAGAACUCAGCAGCGUCUGAAUUUUCAGGAAAUGGCGGCAAAUUUGAAGGAUUGCGAAACUCAAGGGGCUCACAAGGAGGCCAGAAAUAUUUCAAAACCAAGAUGCAAUAGCACAUAUUGCACACGUAAUGGUCUUGGUUGUGAAAUGGUAACAGAUGAUAGACGCGCAAGUAUUUUGUCGACAUUCUAUGGGCUUGUGUCGUUGUGUGAUCAACGUUUGUGGAUAUUAAGACAUAUCAAAUCAAGAAAGACAUCCACAUCUAAAGAAAACAGUAGAAAAACACGAACAGUAGCCUUUUUUCUUCUUCUAGAUGACAACGGAGGCACAGUCCGUGUUUGUCGUUUUCUAUUUUUAAACACAAUCAACGUUACGGAUAGACAAGUUUCGACUGUGCUCAUUAAGACAUCUUCUACUGGAGCUGUGGAACAGGAAAAAGAGGAGGUCGUUUGGCUCGCCAAGCUGCUAGAGAUGUCCGAGUCCGUGGAAGAUUACCAUAAAGCCAGAAUCAGAUUAAAUGUACCGAUUAUGAAGUUCAUACGAGAGAAAAAGAAGAAGUGA
Messenger RNA from Lottia gigantea (owl limpet), 720 nucleotides. RefSeq lists its product as hypothetical. The record is from RefSeq and is a predicted model, not a curated record. Lineage: Eukaryota; Metazoa; Mollusca; Gastropoda; Lottiidae. Bases 1 to 720 code for a protein of 239 amino acids. The transcript has 2 exons.